This is a messenger RNA of Eucalyptus grandis, 3865 nucleotides long. Its product is annotated as CDT1-like protein a, chloroplastic. The coding region runs from base 203 to 1762 and encodes 519 amino acids. NCBI's taxonomy places the organism in Eukaryota, Viridiplantae, Streptophyta, Magnoliopsida, Myrtales, Myrtaceae. Gene Ontology annotation, molecular function: DNA binding; DNA polymerase binding. Gene Ontology annotation, cellular component: nucleus. Gene Ontology annotation, biological process: DNA replication preinitiation complex assembly; DNA replication checkpoint signaling; regulation of DNA-templated DNA replication initiation. The record is from RefSeq and is a predicted model, not a curated record. The transcript is spliced from 7 exons.
UUUUUCCCUCUCUUCCUCUGCCCGACUUCAGUCUCUCUGUUUCUCUUCACUCGGAUCAGGCGGAACCUAGGGUUUCUCCCGAUCAGGCAGGUCCUCCUCGCUUCGAUCUUCCGCAGAUUCCGGAAUUCGCGAUCAUUUUUCCUGCUUCCGAUCAGCUUCGGUUCCGUCCGAUCGCCGUUCGACGACCGAUCGCCGUUCGACGAUGGAUCGGAAGAAAUGCGAGGCGAGCGGAAAGGCGACGAGCUCGGAAGGACCGGCGUUCGCGUUAAGGACGCCUCGGAAGAUCGGCGAGCCUCUGCGAACCGAGACUGAGGUCGCGGAUGAGUCAAGGUACGAGGAGAUUGCGGAGGUUUUUAAUCACAUGACCUGCUCGCUGAGGCUGCUUAAUCUGUGCAAGAAGCCUCCCACGUUUUGGAAUGUCAGUGCUCAGGUGGAAGUUCUUGCGAAAAGAAAAUUUCUAUACAGCCAUCUUGCACAGAUUAAAUAUGUACUUCCUGAAGUCAUACAGAUAGAGAAGCUCCUUAUUUAUGAUAAGAAAACUUCAUGCAUGAGGCCUGAUGUGAAAAUCACAGUGCAACUUGAUGCCAUAGAGACGCGUCAUGAACAAUCUGGCUUCAUGGCACUGCGGGAACUUUUCGUGUUGAGGCUUGUUGAUUAUUUCGCUGACCAUCCGGAGGCUUCUGUUGUUCCAGAGGCCAUGUUACCUGGGCCUUUUCACCAAAGCAAUCAGAUCACCGACGAUGAAGAUACUCUUGGAGAUUCUGUGUUCCAACAUCAGUCAACAGUUGCUGAUGGUGUGAUAUUGUCAGAGGCAUCUGGUUUACCUGAGUCUUUCAGCAGACACUUUUCUCAGAAGUUGGUUGUAUCAGAGAAAACUCAACUUUUAGCAUCUCCAGUUACCUUCUCUUCUUCCUCAUGCACCAAUCCUACCAAUCAGGAAUUGCAAGGUAGACAAGAGGGACACUUAAAUGUCGUAUGCCCUGAACCUAUCGGUGAGAUCAACCACAAUAUCAGUACGGAGGAAGAGGAAGAAGCUUCUUCCGGUUGUGGUAGGUCCAACUUCAUUGUUCCCUCUGUUGAAUCGCCUUAUCCAUGCUCAUCUGUUGACCCUAUCGACAAGGAAAGUCCUGCAGUCAGGUUUUCCCCAUCUUCUGGAAAUUUAAUGAUUGACACUCCGGCACAGAUGACCCCAAAGAGAUCAAUAUCUGAUUGUGACAACAAUAUUAAAUCAAUGAGUAGAAAACAAUGUCAGUCAUGUGAGAAGCCUGCAAAAAGGUCUUUGGACUUCUCUUCCCCGAAAGGUGAUAGAAGUUCCAUGGAUAGAUCAGAGACUUGCAAGCAUGUCCAUGAUUUCAGCCCAUGCUCUCUGAAACUUGUGGAAGAAAAGAAUCUCUCAGGAGAAGCAGCAGGAUUGCAUCAGGAGAAUGAGAGAGGCCAUCUUUCCAAGGAUCAAAUUUCGGCCAAUAGAAGUUUAAGAAUGUGCCAGGACCUUUCUCACUUGAAUGGAAUUGCUGCCACAGUAAAUUAUGUUUUCCAGUCGGUUGGCUGCUCUUCAAUCACAAGGGAGGAGCUCGUGCACAAGAUAAUAAUGAAUAACUUUGAAGUUCUUGAGAGAAAGGAGGUUGAAGAGCAGAUCGAUUUUCUUGGGAAAUUGUUUCCUGAUUGGUUCUGCCGAAGAUCAACACAUAGCGGAGAUAUUAUAUAUAGCAUUAGGGAGGGGACAAGCCUUGAGUCAAUUACGUCAAGGCUCAUUAGCAGUUGACAAUGUUGGGAAGCUACUGCAACUUACAGCAGGUAUUUCGUUUUGUUGCAAAUUAGACUAGGAGGAGAAAGUGCCAUGAGGUUCAGUUGACAUUGCUUGCAUCUCCAAUAUAUACUCAAGGUUGUACUGUUUAACAGAUGCAACAGACUUCCCUGAUUACCACCUACUUUUUAACAGAAGCAACAAAUUCCCUAAUUACAUGUACUCGAUCCAUAUACAUUCUUCAUUCUUCUUCAUUGCAACUAUACGUUUUCUCAUUUCCACACUCCAAUCAUAUAAAUAUUUCCUUAUUGUGCAUUCUAGUAUAAAUAGUUUUUUACGCCAAAUUUUAUGUUCGAACGGCUUUAAUAAGCAGAAGACAAGUGACCACUAUCAGCUACCAUCACAUUUACUGGUUACCUUCCAAAUCCUUUGAGGGGUUACAAAAUUUUAAACACUAUCAAGAAGAUGGUGUUUUCAAUCUCGUUUUCAAUCUUGACAUUUUAGUUUGAUUGUGGGUUGUGAAUCUGUGAUCCAGAUCAAUAUCCACGUAAGCCUAAAUGCGAUAGACUCCUUUGUGUGACACUGAUCAGACAUAAGAACAAGUCCAUUCGGUUUUUUUUCUACUCCAAUCUGCGUCCCGAUGUACCUAACAGCCGAAUGACAGCUCAAGAUCGGAUCACAAGAGGCGAAAUUGUCCAGCUUGUGUGUACGCACGAUGCUGCGGAUAAGUUUGCUCUUUCCCACCUCCGCCUUUCCUUGAAGUCCUUAGAAUUUGGUGUACGUGACGUAGUAAAUCCAGCGGUGAACCAUGUUCUCAUCCUCUCAAUGUGGCAAGUCCCCACGUGAUGUCGAGGAUUUGUCAUUUGUUUGACCGGAGCACGUUUGAAUCGGGAAAGGUCCAUCGUGUACGGCCAAGGACGAGAUAUCUUUAUAGACGAUAAGGGAUGUUGAUCUUUUCGCAAAUUAUCUUGAACUUGUCCUUCCCGUCCAUAAGAUUAGUCCGGCCUCCAAGAACCGAUCAACCCCGACUCUCAAUGCGUAGCAAGUCGUCCUCUUAUCCCCAACGUAUCAUUCGUGGUGAGUUUUGAAUACCAUACCAUGGGUGAAAGUCAAAACACGCCAUCGUUCUGUAUUCUCACCCGCCUCGCCCCCAUCUGUUCUUCCAAAUCCUAUCCCCAUUUUGACAUUUCACGCCUCCACAUCUCUUUUUUUUUUCAUAUAAAUAGAUCGACUCACCAACCUUUCUCUGCACAAAUCGAUCACUAUCACACCAUGGACAUGAAAACCCCACUCUCCCUCCUCCUCCUCUCCCUCCUCCUCCUCUCCUUCUCCCCCAAACCCUCCAAUGCAGCAUCAUCCCCUGUCCUCGACACUGAUGGCCACGAGCUCCAGACUGGCGUCAACUACCACAUCCUCCCGGUCCUCCGCGGCCGAGGCGGCGGCCUCACUCUGGGCGCCUCGAGGAGUGGCAACUGCCCACUCGCGGUCGUCCAGGAACAGCAGGAGCUCUCCGAUGGCCUCCCUGCCAAGUUCUCUCCUGUGGAUGGCGACAGCACCAUCCGCCUUUCAACUGAUCUCAACGUCUGGUUCGAUGCGGCGACGAUCUGUGUGCAGUCCACGGUGUGGAGGCUCGCCGCCUUCGAUGAGGAGGUGAAGCAGUACUUCGUCGAGAGCGGCGGGGUCCUGGGGAACCCGGGACGCGAGACCGUAAGCAACUGGUUCAAGAUCGAGAAGGUGGACGAGGAUUACAAUUUCCGGUUCUGUCCCACGGUGUGCGACACUUGCAGGGUGAUAUGUCGGGACGUCGGGAUUUAUGUGGAUGGUUCGACGCGGCGUCUGGCCUUGAGCGACGAGCCGUUCAGGGUCAAGUUCAGGAAGGCAUGAGGCGCGCGUAGCCCAGAGUGCAUGCAGAUUAUGCGAGGCAUAAUAUGGGCAACACGCAAAGGGAAGGAAUUCUUAAAUGCUAAAUAAAUCCGUACUGGAACCUAUUUUAUGUAAACGUGAUCUUUGUAAUAGCAUGUCAAAUAAAUUUCUAAUAAGAAGCCUGUGAGCUGAAAAUUCCAUCCCUCAAAAGAAGAAAUUAUAAAUUAUAUUUGAGUGAAUUUACAUAUGCAUAUCUUA